CUACAAAUCAUGAAUGCCGAACAGAAAUUAGCCGUCUCGGCGCCUAAAGGGUACGUCCAAAUCAUUGCCGGCCCUGGUACAGGCAAAACCUUUACUUUGAUUCACAGAUUAAAGUAUUUGAUCGAUAGCGGCCUUGACCCCAAGUCUUUGGUUGUAAUGACCUUCACGAACCAGGCUGCAAAUGAAAUGACCCAACGUCUUUCAAUUGACAAAAGCCAAAUGCCUUUUCUGAGUACUUUUCACAAGGUCGCAAUCAGAAUAUUAAAGCAAAUUGGCAGGGUGAAUUUCCGCAUUGCUGUUGAAAGCGACCAGCGCAGUAUUUUGAGCGACAUUGUCCAAGGUGCGGAUCUUGAUUUUUUGUACACAAAAUCUUCCGGAGAAAAGAUCAGUUUUCAAAGAACUCAAAGCAAAGAUAUUGAUAUACUGCAAAGAUGUAUCUCAAAGCUCAAGGGUCAAGGAAUAGGACCCAAUGACUCUGAUCGUCUUUUCCCCUUUUACUGCCGAUACAAUGCUGAAUUGGAGCGCAGGGGCAUGUACGAUUUCGAUGAUAUUUUGAUAAAGCUUCGAGACUAUCUUUGGGAUCCUAGCACCGAGGAGGGCAAGCGCAUUCAACAGUUUGCCAAAACUAUUCAAGGUGUUUUAGUAGACGAGUUCCAGGAUACUAAUGCUCUCCAACUUGAUCUAGCCGAAGCGCUCGCCGAAGAAUCGGGCUGUCUUACAGUUGUGGGUGAUCCUGAUCAGAGCAUAUAUGGGUUCAGAACGGCCAAUCCCAAAAACUUUUCAACGUUGACCGAGCAUCACCCCGAAACGCAUAUCUAUUUUCUGUCAAGAAACUACAGGUCCACAAACGGGAUUCUUAGUUUUGCAGAAAGCACAAUCAAUAAAAGCCACACAAGGUUGUUUUCUCAGUCUCGCGAGCUGAAAGCAGUGGCAAAAUGUUCAAGUACUCCUUACAUGGUGCAAUCGGCAGAGUUCCAACUAACGGCUCAAUUCCACGCGUUGGCGAACCAAAUCGAGCGUUUGGUGAACUCUGGAAUAGAGUAUGGUGAAGUCGCUGUGCUGGCCCGACAAAGACGCCACUUUGCGGUACUGGAAGCUAUUCUCCUGCGCCAGAAGAUACCCUACAAAGUGUUUGGGGGUAAAAGCCUCUCAAAGCGCAAAAGCAUCCAACUUAUUUUGGACUACUUACGUGUAGUUGUCUCAGGAGAAGAUGAUAUGGCUUUGUCUCGUACAAUUAAUGUUCCUGCGCGCGGAAUUGGCCCUAAAACUCUCGAAGUCUUGAAAGGAAAUCACCGAAAUCUCUACUUGGCAAUGCUUGAAAAAUCCCCACACAAAGGCGUGCAUGAGUACCUGAACCUCAUUUGCAAUCUUCGGGAGAUGCGAGAGCAGAACGGUGACCUAUAUGAUAUUGUGUCCCUUGUUAUGGAAGUUGUACAAGCGGAAGUAAGGGACGACGAGAACUAUGUUUCUGCAUUCAUUGAGAGUUGCCGUGGAAUCCCAGCCAACGAAUUGGAGGAGUGCAUGGAAAAUUGGGCAUUGGACACGAGUCAAUCCACAGACAGAGGGAGCGUUACUUUGUCUACCAUUCACUCAGCAAAAGGGUUGGAAUGGCCAGUAGUCUAUGUCACACUGAACAACGACUUUUUCAAUUUUAUGGAUAACAACCAGCAUGAUGAAGAAACUAGGCUGCUCUAUGUCGCCAUGACAAGAGCUUGUGCGCACUUGGUGGUAUUGUACAAUACCCCACACCCUGGUCUGCCAGACAAUUUCAAGGCCGUGAAAAGUAUUGAUCAAUGCGCCCCAGAUAUGAAAGCGCUGAGUUCAAUCUUAAAACGUAAAAUUGUCUUCAAAAGGCCCACUGUUGAUGAUCAGAUGGUUGGGUUCAUAUCGGCUAUUGAUCUUCCGAUACCUGAGACGAAGCCGGAAACUGCCGCCAAAUCCACUCAAUCGCAAUUGCCUUUUCGAAAGCUGCCGGCUACAAAAAAACCGAGACACGAACCCGGAAGGCCGGCAAACCAAUCAAAUCAAUCAACCCUGUCUAGCUUUUUCAAGAUCUCCAAGUGA
Molecule: messenger RNA, 2064 nt
Organism: Wickerhamiella sorbophila
Lineage: Eukaryota; Fungi; Ascomycota; Dipodascomycetes; Dipodascales; Trichomonascaceae
Product: ATP-dependent DNA helicase PcrA
Exons: 1
Coding region: 10-2064 (684 amino acids)
Biological process (GO): recombinational repair
Cellular component (GO): nucleus
Molecular function (GO): hydrolase activity; DNA binding; 3'-5' DNA helicase activity
Source: RefSeq, a predicted model, not a curated record